Molecule: messenger RNA, 1984 nt
Organism: Ostrea edulis (European flat oyster)
Lineage: Eukaryota; Metazoa; Mollusca; Bivalvia; Ostreida; Ostreidae
Product: organic cation transporter protein-like
Exons: 10
Coding region: 172-1755 (527 amino acids)
Biological process (GO): transmembrane transport
Cellular component (GO): membrane
Molecular function (GO): transmembrane transporter activity
Source: RefSeq, a predicted model, not a curated record
ACACAACAUUGUGUUACAAUCACAGUGUCUGCACCACAUGCUUAGACACAUAAAUAUAUGUACAAGCACACAUCUUUGUGUUGAAUGCCCUUCGACGAUUUUAUACGGAUACUUAAGAUAAAUAAUUAUUUGUGAUAUCGGUACCAUCUAGAGGAAUACGAAUUUUUAAUAAUGAAUUAUGAUGACGUUAUUGAGGAAUUGGGUUCUUUUGGAAAAUUUCAAAGACGUGUUCUAUUCCUGAUCUCGGUACCAUGCCUUCUCACCGGGUUUGGGGCUCCAGCGACGAGUUUUAUCUUAGGAAAUCACGAACACAGGUGUAAGCUUCCAUUCUACGAGAACGAUACAUUUGCUGUACAGUCGGAGACACAUCUAGAGAUUAUAAAUGGAACAAUACCUAGAAAUUCCGAUGGUACCUUGUCAAAGUGCACCAUACUGGUCAAUGGUACAGAGACGAAGUGUUCCGAAUGGGUGUACGACCAAUCACAAUUCAAGCGGACUGUUACAUCGGAUUUUAAUUUAGUUUGUGACAAUCUGUACAUCCGAUCUCACCUCAAAACAUCAUACCUGUUUGGAUUUCUCGUGGCAUCCAUGAUAUCGCAACUGGCUGAUGUAGUGGGUCGCCGGAUCAUGCUGCUGGCCAUUGGUACCAUCAAUGUCGUCGUCGUAUUCACUGUCCCAUUCUCCAUCUCUAUACCAAUGUUUGCGACAUUGAGAUUUUUUGAGGGACUGUGCUCAAUGGCUUUUUACCAGGUGUCUUUCGUGACAGUAAUAGAGUUGGUUGGUCCUUUGGAAAGAAUUUUCACAGCCAAUCUAUCGAAGAUUCUCUAUUGUUUUGGCGAGUUCUUCCUGAUUUUGUUGGUGUUCUUCGAGAGGGAUUGGUUCUACCUUAUGUUGUGGCUUGCGAUUCCGGCAAUAACGCCAUUGGUAUUUUGGGUCCCUGGACUUGUACCGGAAUCUCCUCGAUGGCUGACGGCCAGGGGACGUACAGAGGAGGCGUCCAAAAUACUGACCAAAAUGGCGAAAGUCAACAAGGUUCAGAAAAACUUCGAUGCCUUCAAGAUCAAACGUGAAGCGGAUCCAGGCAUGAUGAUUAUCGUUAAGGAAUUACUUCACUCCAAAGCACUUCUUAAAAGACUUUUCAUUGUAGUUGGUAACUGGUUCGUGGUGUCUUUCAUUUAUUACGGUUUAACGAUGAAUGUUGACUCGCUUGGCGGGAACAUAUACGAGAACUUCGCUCUACUUGUGUUGGUUGAAUUGUUUGGAUACAGCGCCAUUUUCUUACUGAACUUGACCGGACGCAAACCAAUGCACCUCGCGUCCAUAUUCGGAUGUGGCGUGGCAUCUAUAGGUUCUAUCCUGCUCAUACUCUUUGCGGAAAACACUCUAUACUGGUUACACAUCCUCCUAGCUUUGGUUUCCCGGUUUGGAAUUUCAGUCCUGUUCGCCGUUCUUUAUGUCUACACCGGAGAGUUGUUCCCGACAGUCAUUCGGAGUAUCGUGAUGGGGACAGUCAGCAUUGGCGCCCGCGUAGGCUCCAUGAUUUCCCCAUAUUUGUAUGACAUUACGGAUGGUAAGAUGGGGAAAAUGUUGCCACUGAUCGCAUAUGCGGUACUGACAAUCACAGUUGGGUUGCUUUCCAUUAGACUUCCAGAGACGAACAAGCAGAAAUUGAUAGAAACGGUGAAAGAAGUCGAUCAAUUGGAUGUAGAUUUGGGCAGCAAACAUGACGAUGGACACAGCGAAACCCUGCUAUAGAACUGCCGAUGUCCAUCUCUGUCUGCAAUAUACUGGUGAAUGAUGAAGUGUAUUACUUAAACAAAAAUGUAUGUUUGGCACCUGAUCAAUGGAUUACAAGUGUAUACAUAUAAGAAAAGCCGAAGACUUAAUCUUAAUCAAAACACGUGAACAAUAUUAUAUUCUUAUGCAUGAAAUAGUUCAGAAUGCAUGAAAUUCUUCAGAUUGAUAUUAAAUCAGAUAUACAAAA